This is a messenger RNA of Adineta steineri, 621 nucleotides long. The record is from the annotation of a GenBank genome assembly. Lineage: Eukaryota; Metazoa; Rotifera; Eurotatoria; Adinetida; Adinetidae.
AUGCUCAACCUCUACUUAUCUGUGAGCUACAUCACUUAUUUCAGUGAUCCUCUAACACGUAUUCAAGCGAUUGGAAUUCGUGUCGUCAAUAAUCUUGGUCUCGUGCGCAAUGAAACUGAUAAUAAGAACUCAGUAUUACAUAUAAUUCCACGUCAGAAUAUUGUUAUUCUUUGUCAACAGUUACAUCUGAUAAGAGGAACGCUGAGAGAACAGCUUUCCUAUCUUCGAUUAGCACAUGGAUUGAGUUCAGUCACAGAUGAUAAUUAUGCUCAACAACUUCUGAAUGAAUUUAGUCUAGGUCACCUUAUAGACCGUUAUUCCAUGAAUGGAAAACGACAAGUUUGGUCCGAACUCCUGUCUAUUGGGGAACAACAGCGACUAAUGAUAGUCAGUGCACUUCUUGUCGGCACAGAAACUGCACGGUUGCUUAUUCUUGAUGAGACAACAUCAGGCUGCGAUAAACAAACGGAAGAAGCUAUCUAUAAAUAUCUCCAACGAUCAAAUUUACAAUUUAUAUCUAUCUCUCAUCGAAAAGAGAUUAGCAAAUAUCAUUCACGCCAAAUGACGAUCGAUGCUACAGAUACACCAAUCCCAACACCAGUUUUCAAAACUCGAUUUUGA